Messenger RNA from Labrus bergylta (ballan wrasse), 1281 nucleotides. Its product is annotated as piggyBac transposable element-derived protein 3-like. NCBI's taxonomy places the organism in Eukaryota, Metazoa, Chordata, Actinopteri, Labriformes, Labridae. The record is from RefSeq and is a predicted model, not a curated record.
AUGUACUGGUCCAAAGCCUUGAGAUUCCCUGCCAUCACUGAAAAGUUCACACGUGACAGAUUCUUCAGGUUGAGGCGAUCACUCAAAGUGCUCAUUGAUGAUGAUGUUCCAGAGGAUCUGAGAGAGUGUGAUAAAUUCUGGAAGGUGAGGCCUUUUCUGAAUCGCAUUCUGAAAGGCUGCAAAUCUCAGGCUCGACCAGAAUGUGUUUCCAUUGAUGAGCAGAUGAUUCCUUUCACAGGAGCUUGUCCGUGUCGACAAUAUCUGCCAAUGAAACCAAACCCAGUUGGCAUGAAAAACUUUGUUUGCGCAACAGCAGAUGGUAUUGUGCUGGACUUUGACAUUUAUCAAGGUAGAGAUGCACUCCUUGAGCAGGUUGAAGAACCAGGGGAUCUGGGUUUGGGAGGCUUGGUGAUAGAUCGCCUGUCUCAAACUCUGCAGCCUAAUAGAAAUGUUUACUGUGACCGGUUCUUCACAUCCAUCCAAUGUGUGGAACGCAUGAUGAAGAAGCAGAUGUAUGUAACUGGUACAGUUAUGAAGAAUCGGGUCGCUGCAGCAGUGCAGAAGCUACCAACUGACAAAACAAUGAAAAAAAACGGAAGAGGUACCUCAGCACAAGUUACCACUGAGGAUGGAAAGAUUUGCGUGGUGAAGUGGUAUGACAAUAAACCGGUAUUGAUGAUGUCUGCUGUUCAUGCUAGAGAGCCAGAAGACACCUGCCAGAGAUGGGACAAAAAACUGAAACGAUAUGUGACCAUCUUGCGACCAAGUAUUAUCCGUGAAUACAACUCCAAGAUGGGUGGAGUUGACCUUGUCGAUAGAAUGAUGAGUUACUAUCGCAUGAGUGGCCGUACAAAGAAAUGGACACUGCGGAUGCUAAUGCACUUUACGGAUCUGGCUUUAGCCAACAGCUGGCUACUGUACCGCAAAGACCUCACUGUAUGUGGCACACCAAAGAAGAACAUCAUGCAGUUCCUUGAAUUUCGUAUGGAAUUGGCCAUGACCUUCUUGGCUCAGCGUGACAAUGACAACUCUGACUUUUCAGAGCGGGAAGAUGACCCAGACGUUUUGGUCCAAGGGAAAAGGCGUCCAGUGAAGGCAGUGCCCCAUGUCUCAGUCCGCAGGAGGGCUAAUGCACAUCUGCCAGAGGCGGUAAAUGUGAAGAAUGCAGCGCGCUGCAGAGCAAAAGGCUGCUCAGAGAAAACUCGAGUGCAUCGUGUUACAUGCAAGGUGUUCCUCUGCUUACAGGCAGAUCGCAACUGUUACAUAGCCUUUCACACAUAG